Pocillopora verrucosa is the source of this 1275-nucleotide messenger RNA. RefSeq names its product cyclic GMP-AMP synthase-like receptor 3. NCBI's taxonomy places the organism in Eukaryota, Metazoa, Cnidaria, Anthozoa, Scleractinia, Pocilloporidae. The record is from RefSeq and is a predicted model, not a curated record.
UGAACUGUUGAGGUUGGAAGCAAGUCACGAGUCAAUUCCUAUCUAGAGGUUUUCUUCUUCCCAAUUUUUACUUCAUCGACUUUAAAAUCGUUGAAAAGUAAGACUGAAUGCGCCAUGUGUACAAUAUAGAGAUUGGCGGCAGUACGUAAGUGUUCCAACAUAGCGGCAGAUUCUCUACAGAAAUGAAGAAGAAGAAGAAGAAACGACGGAAUUUCCGACCCCAGAUAAUAAAUGCGUCAUCUUUAACGAAGAAACUUCGUGAUUUCUCCGUAAAAUAUGUGAAGAUUUCUGAAGAAUCCACUACUCAUGCCAGGACGUUGGUCAAAGACUACAUUGAAGGCCAGGUCAUAGCGUUCUGCCGAGACCAUUUCGUCAUUGAGAUACUAAAACUGGAGUAUACCGGCAGCUUUUACGAGGGUUUAAAGACUGAAGCUGCUGAUGAGACCGACAUCAUGGUAAUACUGAAAACACCAAGUACAGGGAUCGAGGUUAUCCAGUCCCAAUUUCCCGGUUACGUCCGUCUCAGAGCAAGUAGUGCCCAAGUGUUCAAGGAGUAUUUGAGUGCAGAAGGCUAUAUUAAUGCCAAGAAGCUUCGAAAUAACUGGUUCUACAGCCUUGUUCACCUCGCAGUUAAUAAUAUCAAACCAAAAUCGCCAUGCUCUGAGGUUCGUCUGGUUAGGCGUCGCCACGGACCAGCUGUCCAGGUGGACAUUUUCAGGAAAGGAUCUGACGAGAAGUUUUUAUCAGUUGAUCUCGUUCCUAGCCUCCAAGUCGAGGAGAGCUGGUAUGUGCCGAAGCCUUUUACGGGGAAACGAUAUUUGUUAAAAAACGAGUUUCUCUGGAGAAAGACAUUUUCACCGAAGGAGAAACAACUCCUAGCGUCCAUGGACAGCAAAGACCAAGGCUGUAGGCACGAGCUCCUUCGAAUCGUGAAGACCGUAGUCAAGAGGCCGGUGACAUCUUUACCACUGGAUUCAUAUCACUUGAAAACCGCCUUCAUGCACUACAUCAAAAGGGGAGACCUGGAUUGGGCAAGUGGAGACGCGUUGGGGAAAAAUUUCGUUGGAUUUCUUAGAGAAUUACAGAGUCAUAUGGCGAGCAGAAAUCUUCCUCACUAUUGGUUGGGUGAUGUAAACGUUUUGGAUGAUUUCAAGAAAGGGGUUGUCCAGCAGAUGGCGUAUCGUUUAAGAAGCAUCCUAAACAGCGAAGCAAGGCUGAACAAGAUACUCAAAUAGCCUUCAUGACUCUGCUAUAUCUGUCUCUCUCGUACAAUCA